Culex quinquefasciatus (southern house mosquito) is the source of this 2993-nucleotide messenger RNA. RefSeq names its product vegetative cell wall protein gp1-like. The record is from RefSeq and is a predicted model, not a curated record. NCBI's taxonomy places the organism in Eukaryota, Metazoa, Arthropoda, Insecta, Diptera, Culicidae. The coding region runs from base 1 to 1230 and encodes 409 amino acids. The transcript has 12 exons.
AUGCCGAAGGCCACUGCCGUAACCAUCGGUGGUGGAGGACAGGACGAGACGGUUAACGGGUCCAUCGACGAUCGCGCCGGAGCGCCAGUACCACCCCGUGCGAGGGCAAGCGGCCACGCCGCACGCCAAUUGAGGAAGAAGACCUCCUGCGCGAUCUGCCCUGACCCGGUGCGUACGUCGAAAUCGUCCAUCAUCUGCGAGAGACCCCGAUCGCUGUCCCAUUCCGGCGGUCCACGAUCUGCGAAAGUUUCGUCAACUCCGUGCGCGAUCUGCCCUGACCCGGUGCCCACGUCGAAAUCGUCCAUCAUCUGCGAGAGACCCCGAUCGCUGUCCCAUUCCGGCGGUCCACGAUCUGCGAAAGUUCCGUCAACUCCGUGCGCGAUCUGCCCUGACCCGGUGCCCACGUCGAAAUCGUCCAUCAUCUGCGAGAGACCCCGAUCGCUGUCCCAUUCCGGCGGUCCACGAUCUGCGAAAGUUCCGUCAACUCCGUGCGCGAUCUGCCCUGACCCGGUGCCCACGUCGAAAUCGUACAUCAUCUGCGAGAGACCCCGAUCGCUGUCCCAUUCCGGCGGUCCACGAUCUGCGAAAGUUCCGUCAACUCCGUGCGCGAUCUGCCCUGACCCGGUGCCCACGUCGAAAUCGUCCAUCAUCUGCGAGAGACCCCGAUCGCUGUCCCAUUCCGGCGGUCCACGAUCUGCGAAAGUUCCGUCAACUCCGUGCGCGAUCUGCCCUGACCCGGUGCCCACGUCGAAAUCGUCCAUCAUCUGCGAGAGACCCCGAUCGCUGUCCCAUUCCGGCGGUCCACGAUCUGCGAAAGUUUCGUCAACUCCGUGCGCGAUCUGCCCUGACCCGGUGCCCACGUCGAAAUCGUCCAUCAUCUGCGAGAGACCCCGAUCGCUGUCCCAUUCUGGCGGUCCACGAUCUGCGAAAGUUCCGUCAACUCCGUGCGCGAUCUGCCCUGACCCGGUGCCCACGUCGAAAUCGUACAUCAUCUGCGAGAGACCCGAUCGCUGUCCCAUUCUGGCGGUCCACGAUCUGCGAAAGUUCCGUCAACUCCGUGCGCGAUCUGCCCUGACCCGGUGCCCACGUCGAAAUCGUACAUCAUCUGCGAGAGACCCCGAUCGCUGUCCCAUUCCGACUAUCUCUAGAGAUCCCUCACCCAAUUGUACAAAAUGCAAGAACUGGCAAGAAAUGUGGACGCUGAAACGAUGGCGAAAUUCGUUGGACUGAAAUGUGGUAUUCAAGGAUGUGAAAAACAAAUAGAUGGCUAUGUUGAUGAACUGAAGGAACACCACGUAAAAGAUCAUAGAAUGCCUUCUAGCUCAAAGCUUCCGUCGCAGAUUCAAUGUUCUAUUUGUGGGCAACAGUAUUGGUUUUUUAGUGCUCUGAAAACGCACAUAAAACAAAAUCAUCCUCGAAGAGACCUCCAGCCUGCACAACAAAAUGAAAAUAUCAUCGAAGAUCCUUCAGUUGAUGAGCUCAAUGCAAACGAAGCCGACAUGGAAAUAGCUAUAACGGGAUUGACAAACCCGCAUUUCUAUGAUUGCGAAAACGUUUCCCUCGAACAAACCUCCAGCAUCAUUUCAGAACUUAUAACAAACUUAAGAUGCGAUGUCUCGCUGCCUGAAAGUAAGCUGCAAGCUUUCAUAGGUGGGUUUUCAAAAAUUUUGAACAAUAGUCAAAAGCACACCAUGUGUCUGGUUAAAAAUUUCUUAUUGAAAAAACAUUCCAUUCAGCGAUGAAACAGUCGAUUUUAUUAAUUCUCUAUAUAUACCUGACCUGUCAACAGCUGUGAGCGAAGCAACCACCAACGUAACAUAUUUAGCUGUAAAAUCAGAUUGUUGCAUACCAGAACCUGAAACAAUAAUCCUAGGAAAACGUACAAAAACGCAGAACGUUUUAGUCAAUGCAAGUGGUAAGAGAAAAUUUUAUCAGAUGUUCAAAGACGAUUUGAGAGCAAAAAAAACUGUUACUGAAACGGAUAGUAUCCACUAUUUGUCGAUUAUAGAUACAUUAAAGCUUAUAUUCUCAAAUUCUGAGGCGCGCAAUAUGGUAGCGGAGGAGCAGCGUAGGUCAGAUGGGAUAAAUCAAUCUUAUAAAGAUGCUAAUCAAUUUUUAGUACAUCCAUUUUUGCAACGUUUCCCAAACGCUAUCCGUUUGUCAAUUCAUUUAGACGAGGGAGAAUAUUGCAACCCUCUAGGGUCUAGGAAGUCUAAAAACAAGCUCACAAAUGUUUACUUUAAAGUGCAAAAUUUUAACUCAAAGAUUAAUUCUUCUCUUGAUCGAAUUUAUUUGCUGAUGAUGAUAAAUUCAAAAUAUGUUAAAUCGUACGGAUACACAAAAUUGUUGGAACCGUUAAUAAGCGACUUGAAAAAGUUAGAAAGUGCAGACGGGGUACGUAUGAGUUUAGGACAAAAUAUAUUUACUUUACGAGCUGUUUUGGUCAGUAUUUUGGGUGACACUGCCGCAGUACACGAUAUUUUUGGAUUACUUUCGGCUUCAGCGAAUAAAUUUUGUAGGAUCUGUGAGAUUAGUCGGCCGCAAAUGCAUUCCGGGAUGUUAGGUGAACAAGAGCUUAGGAGUGUGGAAACUGUAGAGCGUGAAUUAGGUCAGGUACAAAGUAAAGUGAUCACUGCAAAAUCAUGUGGAAUCAAAGAAAAAUGUGCUCUGCAUGCGUUAGAAUAUUUUAGAUGGCCAGUCAAUUUCGGAAUGGAUCCAAUGCACGAUCUUUUGGAGGGCGUGGUCCCACUGGUAAUUAAACUAAUUUUGAAGUCAGCAAUAAGUGCAACUUUCAGCGAUACCGAUAUUAAUAAGCGUAUUUCUGAAUUCAACUAUGGUCCAACUGAAGUCGCAGACAAACCAACGUCAAAUUUCUCUACAAGCCAUUUAAAUGGCAAAGCAAAACUUGUCCAGAGUGCCUCACAGAACUGGUUGUUGCUGAGGAUUUUUCCAUUUUUAUUUGCUGAUGUUUUAAAUGCUGAAACUAGCGAAUU